UAUCCCGGCAUUCCUGGACACCAGUGGUUCAAUUGUAAGCUCCACAACGGGCGCCUCCUGAUGACGCAUACGGAAGCGUCGUCGACACCGCCUGGAGAAGGAGGGACCUGCGCAGCUCCUCACCCGAGGCCAACGGCGGCGGUGUUUACGGCCCGGGUCGGACAGCUCUCGGGUAGUCUCGGACGUGAGGCCGGAGGCUCCAGUCCCUGCGGAUUCCGUAAGGGCAGUUUCCGAGAAGUACAUGUUCAUCCUGUCCCGGCUUGCGUUUGGCCAACUCCCUGUGCGGCUGCUCCGACAGUGAACAGUGGCAGGUAAUGGCCCGUAUUCCUCCUCCCAGAUGCCCAUCCAGCCUCCAGGUAAAGAAACAGAAGAGAUGGAGGCAGAAGGCGACUCGGCUGCUGAGAUGAACGGGGAGGCAGAUGAGAGUGACGAGGAGCGGAGUGGCAGCCAGACUGAGUCAGAGGAGGAGAGCUCAGAGAUGGAUGAGGAGGACUAUGAGCGACGCCGCAGUGAGUGUGUCAGUGAGAUGCUGGACCUGGAAAAGCAGUUCUCGGAGCUGAAGGAGAAGCUCUUCAGGGAACGGCUGAGCCAGCUGCGCUUACGGCUGGAGGAAGUGGGGGCCGAGAGAGCCCCAGAAUACACAGAGCCUCUUGGAGGGCUGCAGCAGAGCCUGAAGAUCCGCAUUCAGGUGGCAGGGAUCUACAAGGGCUUCUGUCUGGAUGUGAUCAGGAACAAGUAUGAGUGUGAGCUCCAGGGAGCCAAACAACACCUGGAGAGCGAGAAGCUGCUGCUGUAUGACACACUGCUUGGGGAGCUGCAGGAGCGGAUCCAGAGGCUGGAGGAGGACCGCCAGAGCCUGGACAUCAGCUCUGAGUGGUGGGAUGACAAACUGCAUGCCAGAGGCAGCUCAAAGACCUGGGACUCACUGCCACCCAGCAAGAGGAAGAAGGCCCCGCUCGUGUCUGGCCCAUAUAUUGUGUACAUGCUGCAGGAGAUCGACAUCCUGGAAGACUGGACAGCUAUCAAAAAGGCCAGGGCAGCAGUGUCCCCUCAGAAGAGGAAAGCAGAUGGACCCUGACCCUGCAUUUACACUCAGAGGGUCCUUGGAGCAGCUGGUACCAUACACAGGACUAACAUUGCUCUGCAAAGGCAGGGGUUACCUAGCAGCCCUCCAGUGUUACUGCUGUCCCCUGACCUUCUGCCACCACUGGCCUGGACUCCUCUACUCUCCUUGGGAUCUGUAUAACUGUGGCCCUGAAGCUGACCUGGUCAAGCAAGACUGUUGUCUCUAUCACUCACCAGCCCAACCCCUCCCAAAGAGUAACUUCCUCAGUGUCCCCAACAAAGAAGAUGGGCCUCAUCCAGAGUCAAUGCAGCAACCAUCCUGACUUUGAAUCCUGGCCCUCAGCCACUGAGCCAGGAGCUGGGCCCCACUGCAAGAGGGACUCUUGAGCCAGAAACAUGUUGGGUCUUGCCCAUCUAACUGCCACUGGGCAUGAAGAUUUCCCAGGCUUUCUCAGGGCCAUUCCUGGUGUCUGCCUCCCAGAUUCCAAAGACUGUAAUAAAAUUUAUCCUGGGACCUUGA
Messenger RNA from Meriones unguiculatus (Mongolian gerbil), 1585 nucleotides. RefSeq names its product BRMS1 transcriptional repressor and anoikis regulator (gene Brms1). Bases 338 to 1078 code for a protein of 246 amino acids. Gene Ontology annotation, biological process: negative regulation of transcription by RNA polymerase II. Gene Ontology annotation, cellular component: Sin3-type complex. Gene Ontology annotation, molecular function: histone deacetylase binding. NCBI's taxonomy places the organism in Eukaryota, Metazoa, Chordata, Mammalia, Rodentia, Muridae. The record is from RefSeq and is a predicted model, not a curated record. The transcript is spliced from 10 exons.